AUGGAGACGACCAAGCUGCCUCCGUCCAGCCCGUCCUCGCCGACCACCAGCUUCUCGGUGCCCUCCGCGGAGAAGGUGGAUGGCUUCCCGCGGAGGUCCAUGCGCAGAGCCCGGCAGAGGAGGUCUCACAGCUCGUCCCAGUUCCGCUACCAGAGCUCCCAGGUGGAGCUGACACCGCUGCCCCUGCUCAAAGACGCCCCGGUGGCAGAGUUACACGACCUGUUCUGUAAGAAGCUGCAGCAGUGCUGCGUGCUGUUUGAUUUCCUGGACUGCGUGGCUGACCUGAAGGGGAAGGAGAUCAAACGUGCAGCGCUCAAUGAGCUGGUGGAGAGCGUUGCCACGAGCAGAGGAGUCCUCAUAGAGCCUCUCUACCCAGAGGCUAUAAAGAUGAUCUCGGUAAAUAUCUUCCGGACUCUCCCACCCAGUGAGAAUCCUGAGUUUGACCCAGAGGAAGAUGAGCCGACACUGGAGGCCUCCUGGCCACAUCUGCAGCUGGUGUAUGAGUUCUUUCUGCGUUUCCUGGAGAGCCCAGACUUCCAGCCCUCCAUGGCCAAACGCUACGUUGACCAGAAGUUUGUCCUGCAGCUCCUGGAGCUGUUUGACAGCGAGGACCCCAGGGAGAGGGAGUACCUAAAGACCAUCCUGCACCGUGUCUAUGGAAAACUACUGGGCCUCCGAGCCUACAUCCGCAAACAGAUCAACAACAUCUUCCUCAGGUUCAUAUAUGAAACUGAGCACUUCAACGGAGUCGCAGAGCUGCUGGAAAUCCUCGGCAGCAUCAUAAACGGCUUUGCUCUGCCUCUGAAAGCUGAACAUAAGCAGUUCCUGGUCCGAGUUCUCAUCCCGCUACAUACAGCAAAGUCCCUUUCCAUCUUCCACGCACAGCUGGCCUACUGUGUGGUGCAGUUUAUGGAGAAAGAUGCUACUGUGACUGAAUAUAUCAUCAGAGGGCUGCUCAAGUACUGGCCAAAAACCUGCACGCAGAAAGAGGUGAUGUUCCUGGGGGAAAUCGAGGAGAUUCUGGACGUGAUCGAGCCGUCUCAGUUCAUCAGGGUCCAGGAGCCACUCUUCAAACAGAUCGCAGCCUGUAUCUCCAGCCCUCACUUCCAGGUAGCGGAGCGGGCUCUUUACUUCUGGAACAACGAAUACAUCCUCAGUCUGAUAGAGGAGAACUGUCAAGUCAUCCUGCCGCUGGUAUUCGCCACCCUCUACAGAGUCUCCAAGGAGCACUGGAACCAGACCAUUGUGUCUCUGAUCUACAACGUGCUGAAGACCUUCAUGGAGAUGAACAGCAAGCUGUUUGAUGACCUCACUGCCUCCUACAAAGUGGAGAAACAGAAGGAGAUGAAGCGAGAGAGGGAGCGCGCCGAGCUGUGGCGAGGCCUGGAGGAACACCAGGAUCGCUGGCUGCAGAUGCUUACCGAGGCCGCCAGGAACCAGCGCAACCUCCAGGAGCGAGGCGAGAGAGGGGACCCGCCGACCCCUUCGUCUCCGCAGACGGCUCACACUGACCAGCCCGAGCCUAAGCCAAGCGGGGCCUCCUCUGGUGCUGGGGAGAGUGCCACCUAGACGUCGCCCCGCAAAGAUGAGAUAACACAGUGGUUAGGGGACAGGGAGAAGACAUGA
Messenger RNA from Scomber japonicus (chub mackerel), 1626 nucleotides. It is a transcript of the gene ppp2r5b, whose product is annotated as protein phosphatase 2, regulatory subunit B', beta. Bases 1 to 1569 code for a protein of 522 amino acids. The record is from RefSeq and is a predicted model, not a curated record. The transcript has 13 exons. NCBI's taxonomy places the organism in Eukaryota, Metazoa, Chordata, Actinopteri, Scombriformes, Scombridae. Gene Ontology annotation, biological process: signal transduction; protein dephosphorylation. Gene Ontology annotation, cellular component: nucleus; cytosol; protein phosphatase type 2A complex. Gene Ontology annotation, molecular function: protein phosphatase activator activity.